Molecule: messenger RNA, 743 nt
Organism: Rhagoletis pomonella (apple maggot)
Lineage: Eukaryota; Metazoa; Arthropoda; Insecta; Diptera; Tephritidae
Product: signal recognition particle 9 kDa protein
Exons: 2
Coding region: 118-351 (77 amino acids)
Biological process (GO): negative regulation of translational elongation; SRP-dependent cotranslational protein targeting to membrane
Cellular component (GO): signal recognition particle, endoplasmic reticulum targeting
Molecular function (GO): 7S RNA binding
Source: RefSeq, a predicted model, not a curated record
CCUUGGUGACAUCUGAGCAAAAAGUGACGUUUUGACGUAUACCUGCGUCCGCUGUCCACAUUUAAUUUUUGUAAAAUUUUUUAUUUAUGCAGAAAAUUAUUAAGUUCUCUUCUUAAAAUGGUGUUUGCGAAAAACUGGGAAGAUUUUGAAAUUGCCGCCGAGUCCAUGUACAUGGCUAAUCCGCAGAACUGCCGAUACACAAUGAAAUACGUCCAUGCGAAAGGACACAUCCUCCUGAAAAUGACUGACAACGUCAAAUGCAUUCAAUAUAAAGCAGAAAACAUGCCCGAUUUGAAGAAAAUCGAAAAGUUAACUGGCAAUUUAAUGGGACAUAUGGCAUCCAAGGAGUAACAAACUCAGUUACAUUUUUCACUGGGGAUCAAGUGGGCACAGAGUAUUUUAAGUUUAAAUAGCAUUGCUUUAGGGCCAGUUUUUCAGUGUCAGCUUAAACUUGGAUCAUGUAAGCUGCGUUUUUUAAUGAGCUGGCUGAUAUUUGAUUGGCUAAGUAGUUUAAACUAGCACAACCGUGCACUGAGAAACUGACCCUUAAUGUUAGCUUUGUAACCACUUUACGAGUGGAGUUUUAGAGGUCAAGAACAUCUUAUGUAUAUACAUAUAUCGAAAACUUCCGAUUCGAAAACAUUUCCAUGAAAUGCUUUUAAUUUAUUGUCAAUUGUAGAUAUGAUGUAAUAAAAUCGUUCUUUUUGUAUUAAAGCAUAAAAUGCAUCUAAUGAUCAGGACUA